Messenger RNA from Aspergillus caelatus, 1719 nucleotides. RefSeq lists its product as uncharacterized. The record is from RefSeq and is a predicted model, not a curated record. The coding region runs from base 1 to 1662 and encodes 553 amino acids. The transcript has a single exon. Lineage: Eukaryota; Fungi; Ascomycota; Eurotiomycetes; Eurotiales; Aspergillaceae.
AUGAGGGAAAAGCGAAACCGCAAGUCGUCCCUGAUGGGCUCUCUACAGAUUCUCAGGAGCAGAUUCGGUGUGCGACACGAACAAUGGGAACUCGAGGACAACAAACACAUACCCGAUGGGAGCAACACCCACAGAGAAGCACGUAGGAGCAAUCCGCUUCCACCCCUCAAUACCAGCGUCUGUCAUUCAUCCCAAAGGCAACCUAUCAUCCAUACCUGCCGCCAAACUUUCAUGCCACUAUCUGGAAAAAACUCAUCGAGAUACAACAAUUUCAACAACGGCCCAAGAGGCCUUGACAUCAGUAGUAGUAGGUUGCAGGAGCAGGAGUCCAACUUGCGGGCCCAGCAUAAAGUCUCGUCUUCCCAAUGUCAGACAAGCCUACGGUACUCUUCGACACAAUUAUUCUCAAGAAUUCCGACACCUGCAAAAUCCCCGGUAGGGGAUCUGUACUCCCAUGAAGUUUAUCGAAAAGAAGGCAGAAGAAGUGUGCUAUCUUCCUUGGGGAGACAAUGUGUGGACGUGGACAAAGACGCGGACACCGUUUACGAAGCGAAUCUGGAUAACGAAGAUGAACGGAAAGAUUUCAUCCGCCGUAAGGAUACACAGAGACUCAGUCCUGAAAGAAACAUGUUCGACACCGAGGCGACUUCAAACCCUAGGCUUCAGAUCCGAACUCACCACCAGAGAACCAGCGAUGGUCAAAGAGCUACAAGAGGAUUAUCCUCAGGGGUAUUUUCUAACAGCAUACAUGCAGCAAAAUAUACACCUGUCCCUUGUGUCAAUGUACUAAGGACCGGCCGCCCACGCAACUUGGCGGCAUCUCCUGAUGCCAGAAGUCGACCGGCCACUCGACUGUUCGAUCCUACAUCAGCACUCAUAUCACGGCUUGAGACAGGAGCACAGAGGAAUAAUUGCAUCAAGAAUGACCACCUCCGUGCCAGUAACCCGAUUUCCGGGUCUGUCAAGGUGCCAUCCUUGAGGAAAGAGCGAGUUGAAUACCACACUGUUCCCAAGGGAGAGUUGCCAACACAACAUCCGUUGUUGGAGGAUUUUCAACCUGCGAACCCAAAAGUGAUGGACGGCACACUCCAAAAAAGUGACAAAAUGGAAUACGUAAAAAAGAGUCUUCGAUGGACGAACGGCCUCGAGAACCUGAAGCUUGAUACCAGAACAAAAACCGAUUCAUUUUCACCAGCUAGCCGUCCUAAGGCCCCGAGCCGAAGUGCUACAAGGUUAAGACCCCUACCAGACACAGGGAAUACACGGCAUAGGGAUCAAAUUGGGAGAAUGGUAUUGUCGAGGAACCACCCCAAUGGAUUCCGUUCGAAGUUGAAGAAGCCAGGGCUAACAAUCCAUGCCGACUGGGUUUCGCAGGUCAGUGAAUCUCAGCCUCAACAGUACUGGCUCGGUAGAUUCGUCACCCUCGUCAAUGCUUUCCACUAUGAAGACUCCUUCCAUGAGCCGGACAUAGCAACGGGAUUCGGCAUGUUGUCAAGUUAUUCUCGCCCGUUGGGGCAUCCGGAUUCAAACGAGGCGGGUUACCGGAUCAAACGAGCCUUCAUGGUUCUCGAAAAUGUUUGUAUGAAUGAUGAAGCGAGCGCGAGUCUACGGAAGUUCCGAUACGAUUACAUUAACAAAUUUGGUGAUAGAUGGAUGGUAUGAUGCUCUAUUGUUGGCACACCGAAAGAACGGUGGUCGCAGGUAUUGACUUGGAUCGCC